Messenger RNA from Purpureocillium lilacinum, 1836 nucleotides. RefSeq lists its product as uncharacterized. The record is from RefSeq and is a predicted model, not a curated record. Gene Ontology annotation, biological process: transmembrane transport. Gene Ontology annotation, cellular component: membrane. Lineage: Eukaryota; Fungi; Ascomycota; Sordariomycetes; Hypocreales; Ophiocordycipitaceae. Gene Ontology annotation, molecular function: transmembrane transporter activity.
AUGUGGUCUCCCGACAAGUUUGAGAACAUGGGAACUGACGAGGAAUGGACCGCCGUCACCAUGGCGUCAGGCGACGGCCUUGAACUCGUCUCCCCUGAGCUGGAAAAGGGGGAACUACAUCUGGUUGAGGAGGGCCACGCCGAAAUGUCUUCCAACGAGUCCAUCACCACUCUGCGAGAGGGCUCAGACGAGCUCGAGCAACGGAGAAUCGACAUCGAGAAGCUCGGCCGAGAGCGACCAGCGACCUUUUCGUCAACAUGGCUUGAGAUAGCCUUUGUCACGGCGAUGCUAGUGUCUCUGUCCAUGGCGGAAUUUGUUAUCGGCGGCUUCCAAGUCGUUUUGCCCGCGCUCGUUGAACCCUUCGGCAUUCCCCCGUCGUCUCAGACGUGGCCGUCGAGCGUGUUGACCCUGGUGGCCGGCUCAUUCCUCUUUCCGCUGGGUCGCGUUACCGACAUGUACGGGGGAUACGUCGUCUUCAACAGCGGGCUGAUCUGGUUUUCGAUCUGGGUCAUCGCCGCAGGAUUUGCCCAAAAUUUCACCACACUGGUCCUGUGUCGUGCCAUGGAGGGGCUGGGAGCGGCCGCAUUCCUCCCAGCAGGCAUCUCCCUGCUCGGCACCAUCUACCGGCCCGGCCCCAGGAAAAACCUCGUGUUUGCCCUCUACGGCGCCACCGCGCCGUUAGGGUUCUUUUCGGGCAUCAUCAUCGGCGGUCUAGCGCAAGAUCUGCUGCAGUGGCGCUGGUACUUCUGGAUCGGCGGCAUCGUCACCGGGCUCUGCUGCGCUGCGGCGCUGUUGACAUCGCCGCGCGACUACACCGAGGCCCGCAAGAUGAAGGUCAAGAUGGACUGGUGGGGGACGUGCACCAUGAUCCCCGGCCUGAUGCUGACCAUCUACUCCAUCACCGAGAGCAGCCAUGCGCGCCGCGGCUGGUCUUCCCCGGAGAUUGUCUCGACUCUCGUCCUGGGGCUCGUCUUCCUCGCGGCCACUGUUUACGUGGAGGGAUGGGUCGCAACGGCGCCACUCAUUCCUGCCGACAUAUUCCGCGUCAAGUACAUGAAACGGAUGCUCUUCUGCCUGCUCCUCUCGUGGGGCGUAUUUUCGGUAUACCUGUUUUACUCCAAUUUCUACAUCGAGACCAUCCUGGGGAAGUCGGCAUUGGUCACCGCCGUUUGGUUUGCGCCGUGGGCAGCCAGCGGAGUUAUUCUGUCGACGUUUGCCGGACUCAUCCUCCACGUCUUCCCUGGUCGCGUACUGCUCAUUUUCUCUGGCAUUUGCAAGGUCGUUGCUGUGCUUCUCUUUGCCCUGAUUCCAGAAAAUCCGAAUUACUGGGCAUGGGUAUUUCCUGCCAUGGUCUGCGAGGCGGCCUGUGUGGAUGUGCUCUGGACAGUGAGCAACGUGUUUCUGACCACGAGCUUGCCCCGUCACCGCCAGGGCAUGGCUGGUGCAGUCAUAACCAUCACAGUAUUCGUCGGUGGGGCACUCGUGCUGGCCAUCGCGGACGUGGCCAAGGGCCAGUUUGAAGCCGCGGGUAUGGAAGUCAAGGCGCAGUACAAGGGAGUAUUCCUGAUUGGCGCCGGCCUUGCAGUCCUGGCCCUAAUUUCCUGCAGUUGCAUCAAGCUCGGCAAGGCGGGAUGUGCUCUGACGGUCGACGAGAAGGAACAGGAAAAGGAAAAGGAGCAAAAGGUCGAAGAGCGCCCUGGACUACCCCGGCGCAACACGCAGAGCUCGGACGCGACGGCCGUCGACUCUGACGCUGAGAUCAUGGGAACCCUAGAGGCCGACAGCGAGAAGACGGCUGUCGUAGCCAUGUCUCCCCUAGACGCAGCCAGGAAGUAG